AUGGCCCUUUCUUUGCUGCUGAAAGUGCUGUCGCACCUCGACUUUGCCAACGCGCCACAUCAGCUCGUGGCUACCAUUGUAGCCACUGCCACCCUGAGGAGCAGCCAAGGCAUACUUUGGGCUCUCUUGGACAUGGGCUUGAGUACACACGAGUACGCAAACACCGUGGAUGAGGCGAUGUGGUUUCCCUGCUCUCUGCCUCAGGCGCUCUCUGUCUUGCCUCGCUGGUCUAGAUAUGCCUGUCAUGCGCAUGAGGCACAUGUGCAGCUGUUCCGCGCGCAAGCAUCCCCACCAAGCCUAAUACCCACCUCUUUGAACAGAGAGAAGCAUGCAACCAGGGCAACACCAGCAUCUGCUGACCUCGAUGUGUCGCGCAUCGACCUGUUCGACGCCACCAGAGCAGACCACGCACUAACUCGGGACACUGCAAAGUGUUAUAUUCAGCCUGGAGAGUCAGAAGACCAAGAUGAUGUCCUCGAACGCUCCAUGGAAAUGGCUCUUCAUCGCGUCAAGAAAGCAGAUGCGGAGCGCGUGGCCAUGGAGCGUGAAUUUCAAGAGCAGUAUGAGCGUGUUCAUCACCUACAGUAUGAGCAUGAGUGCUUUGUUGCGGAAUUGGACCAACUGUCAUCUGUUAAGGAACAGCUGCGCGAGGCUGUGAGUGUGGCGCAUGGCGAGCGAGCACGGCGUGAGGAGGCUGUGGUCGAGCUUUUGGCCUUGCGGACUCGCUCCAGCGAACGAACUUUGAAGUUGGAGGCUUCAGAGAAGCAACUGGCUGAAGCCAAGAACAAGUGUGAAGCCAAGGAUCAGCAGUGCACUUUGACUCACGCGGUUCAAUGUGGCUCUGAUAGAACCUACGCCAGACCAUAA
Messenger RNA from Monosiga brevicollis MX1, 867 nucleotides. RefSeq lists its product as uncharacterized. The coding region runs from base 1 to 867 and encodes 288 amino acids. The record is from RefSeq and is a predicted model, not a curated record. Lineage: Eukaryota; Choanoflagellata; Craspedida; Salpingoecidae. The transcript has 5 exons.